Molecule: messenger RNA, 5038 nt
Organism: Ciona intestinalis (vase tunicate)
Lineage: Eukaryota; Metazoa; Chordata; Ascidiacea; Phlebobranchia; Cionidae
Source: RefSeq, a predicted model, not a curated record
UCAACCCAAAGCAUAUCUUCUAUAAGUUUUGGAUCAACUAUAUGUUUGUGAUUAGUUUGCUGUCUGGUAUCUACACAACUUUCAUGGCUUUUUUCACCACAACACCUGGACAAGAAAUAAUCUUACACUGGAGUGGAAGCUGAAGCUCUUGAUUUAAUGGCAAUUGCAACGGACUCGUGUAAUUCUGGAGUCAAUUCAGCUCUCUCAACCAACUGUAGUUCGCUUACUGGCUUCGACAAUAUUGCUGGUUGCAUUCAAAGUGGUAGCAGCAUAUUCGGAACUAUGAUUAUGGGCUCAACUGGGAGUUAUAGCAUCAUAGUACCAUCCACAUACGACAUCAGUCGUGUUGCUUACAACCCAACCUCAGAUGAAGGAAGACUCCACAUCUUCCUCACGUACGCCAUCAUUGAUUUAUCCUUUUAUUUCAACAUCUUUGUCAACUUGAGAACUGAAGUCCUUACUCCAAAUGGAUUUUUGACAAGCUUUAAGGAUAUUUACAACAACUACAAUAAAUGGAACAAACUAUGGCUUGAUAUCCUAGGUGUGAUUCCCUUUGAGAUAAUAUCACCUUGGGUUGGUUGUACUAGGAUUGCAAAAUAUCAUGCAAUGGCAUUUUUGAGACUUAACAGAAUCCUGUAUUUCUUUCGGUAUGUCCCAAGCUCCUUCUCAAGAUGGGAAUACAGUCUUAACGUGCAGAUUGUAAGAAUCCGUACCCUUAAGUUUGUAGCUUACAUAUAUACGUUUACACACAUGUGUUCAUGCUUCUACUACUGGUGGUCAUGUGGUUACGGCAUGCAAAGUCACCUGGACAGGAUUAUGUACAAAUGUCGAUUUGGUUCAUGGGCAUGGGUCUUUGAUAUCGGGUAUAUCACCAACAAAGGCCAGGAUUAUAUCAAGACAAUGUACUGGGCUUCUACUACCAUGACUAGUACAGGCUAUGGAGAUAUCUCAGCAAGCACAACCAGUGGAAGAAUGUUUGCCCUUGGUACAAUGAUCAUAGGUACUGUGAUGUACGGGUGGCUGGUGGCUGUUAUUGCCUCCACAGUUUCAAACAGCGAGGCAGCUGAAGUCAGCUUCAGAAACUCCAUGCUUGCAACUAAACAAUAUCUCGUCGUGCAUGCAGUAAAGAAUGCCUUGGUUGAUAGGGUCAUGAACGUACGUCGAAUAGAAUGGGAACGUUACUGUGGGACCGCCACACCUGGUGUUCAAACUAUAGGGCGUGAACUACCGAAGCAGUUACACAGUGUUCUGCUGUAUGAAAGUGUUAACAAGUUUGUAGAGGGUUUACCUUUCUUUCAUGGGGUGGACACAUCUUUUAUAGCCAUGUUGUGCAACCAUGUGAUGAUAUUUCACUACUCUGAAGGGGAUGUCAUUAUUUAUGAGGGUGAUCUGUCAAGGAACCUUUACAUCAUAAAGCAAGGUCAUUGUGACAUCGUAACUGAGGAUUUAAGUGAAAUUGUCGACCAUCUUGUCCCAGGAGACUAUUUCGGUGAAAUUGAGAUCCUCUUUGGAUGCGGAUCACCUCGUACCGUUGUCGCUGAUACUGCUUGUGAAGUCCUGGUCCUCCAGAGAGGAGACAUCGACACUGUCCUCCAGUCCUUCCCUGUCCUCCAAGCACAAAUGAACAAGAUUGAGGACGAUGCCUCGUAUAAAGAGCGUGUGCUGAACGCAAUCAACCAACGUAAUGCAAACAGCAGAAUGGGAGUUACAAUGACGGACCGCUACAACCUUGAAGAAAUCGAAGGGGGGACAGUUCUGUAUGCUGACCAUAAGAUUAAUACACCUCUUAUACAUACCAAUGCUAAGGAAGACUCAGAGAACAGCAUAUCAAGCUACUUCCUCCUCCCCAUCACUUUCGAUCCUCUGAGCAGGGAUUACAGAAUCUAUGAAGGGAUCAGAGUGAUCUUGACGGUUCUUACUGUAAUUCUUGUUCCUCUGCAGUUUUCCAUCCUCCCCAGCAAUGCCAGCCUCCUUGUCCUCCAAUACCUCCUGGACUUUCUGAGCUUAUUUGACCAAUACGUGAAAGCGCACACUUCAUACUUUGAUGACAGAUCAGUAGCUGUGACCAACUCUGCACAAACUGCCAGGCGUUACCUGAAAACAAGUUUUGCUGUCGACUUAAUCUCUUGGUUUCCGAUUGAGUUAUUGGUACUAGCAUGUCUUGGUAGCCCUGUAAGCCAAAUGCAGUGGAGACUGGUCGCAAUACUGAGAAUUAACCGUCUUCUGCAGCUGUAUAAGGUCUUUGGAUUUUUCUCGUUCUGGUUGUCGGACAUUCGUUCCAACAGACGAUGGCUUAAACACUGCAGUAGUGUGCUGUAUGGAUUCAUUCUACACCAUUGGUUUGCUUGCUUGCUCUUUGUAUCUGCAUGCCCCCCUGAAUCUGUUAAUAAUGACGCAUUGUACAGCUCCAUGCCAGAGAUGGUGUCAUUCAAUAACACAGGAUCUGUCACUUUCUGCCAAAAUUCCACCUGGAUUGGCCAACUUGCUACACAGAAUAUCUUCCCUGCCCUAGAUGUGGUUAUGUCAGCUACUGACCAAUAUAUAGUCAGUCUAUAUUGGGCAACUGCCACUUUGGUGUGCGUUGGGUAUGGUGACAUCCACGCAAGGAUGCAAACGGAAAUGUUUAUGGCAACAGUGGUAAUGAUCAUGGGAACGGUGUAUUAUUCCUCCAUCCUCGGAGACAUCUCUGCCAACAUCCAGACUGAUGACAUCAGGAGAGGACACUACAAAGGAAAACUUUCAGACAUUCUUAAAUUCUUUAAGGUCUAUGAUGUUACUAAGGAAACACAAAGACAAGUCCUCAACUACUAUUGCUACCUCUGGGAUCGAACCCAGGGUGUAAGUCCUGACUACCUCCUCAUCGGUCUUCCUCCUUCCAUCCGGACCAGUGUGUGUCAGAGCAUGUACGAUCCCAUGAUCCGGGAGGCUUUCGGAGAAGGAGGAGCAGAGAUCGACAAGGAGACGCAAGGAUUCUUCCGACUCAUGUCAACUCAUAUUCAACCAGCUCUCUACCUGAAACAAAGCAUCAUCUGCAGACGGGAUGACAUAGGCGACGAGAUGUUUUUCAUCCAACGAGGAAACGUAGCGAUCUUAGAAGAUGAUGAUGAGACUGUGUGUAAGGUGCUUGGACCCGGACAACACUUUGGAGAGGUUGCGUUGCUAUUGGCAACCCCAAGAAGCCGAACAAUCAAAGCGCUCACUAAUUGUGAUUUGAACGUGCUCAGUAAGAAGGACCUAGAUGAGAUUUUGGACAAAUUUCCAAGAUUCCGUGAGCGUAUGACUGCUAUUGCUAAGGACCGCAACCUUAAAGGCACUCGCUCACUCACAUUCCAACAAAAGCCAAGCCAAGCUAGCAUGACACGAGGCUCGUUAUAUGACCAACAAGGCAACAGAUAUGAUGGAACUGAUAAAAAUAAGUUCACCAAGGUAUUGGACAGAGAAUCUACUUUUGCUCGAGUUUGGAACCACAUCACCGUCGUCCUUGCCUUCUUAUCUAGCUCUAUGUGCAUCUAUCAAGCUGGGUUCUACAGUCAUAACUCAACUUUUUAUAUCCUCGGAUAUAUUGUGGAUGUUUGGUUUGCGCUCGACAUGGUCAUGAACUUCCACAUGAGUUUCUUCGACCAGUUUAGCACAAACAUUGAUGAUCAAAUGAAGAUCCACACGCGGUACGCCAAAUCAUAUCGGCGCUUCUUGCUGGACGCAGUGACCAACGCGCCCAUCGACCUCCUUGCGCACAUGAUAGGCUCCAAAGUGGGCCUCCAGUUGGCCGUGCUCUCUUAUACAAGGUUAAACAGAGUCCUCAGGAUGUACAAGGUUCAUAUGAUCUUCAAAGAGUGGGAAAAAGAUAUCAGAAAAGAUGUAUUAGUUAUACGAAUGUACAAGUUCCUCUUGUUCGUAUGCUUUAUAUUUAAUGCUGUUGGAAGCAUCUGGUUUGCACUUGCUUGUCCCAACAGUCAAUGCAAGGAAAAUACAUGGUCCUCAUCUUCUGUUACAGAUUACAAAAAUAAGCAAAUCUUUGGCUUCAACUCCUUGCCAUGGAUUGAUAGUAUUUACUGGGCAGUUGCUACAAUGACAUCAACUGGGUAUGGCGACAUUAAACCAGAAAACCAGACCGAAAUGGUGUACGCAUGUUUUGUGAUGGUACUUGGGAAACUGGUGAUUGGUUAUGUACUUGGCAUGGUGGCUGCCACACUCGCUAAUGAUGAAAGCUUGAGAGUUUGGUACGAACAGAGCGUUUCGGCUGUGAAGAGCUACAUGAUAGACCUGAAGUUCGACAAGGAGUUAUACAACCAUGUGAUCCAGUAUUAUGAUUAUAUGUGGAUGAAGAACCAAGGUGUUAAUGUUAUGAACUUAUUUCCUGAUCUAACUUUCAGCUUAAGAGCUGACAUCUACACCCAGAUAUGCAGGAACAUGGUUGAUAGCAUUGAACUUUUCGAAGGUUGCCCAGAAAACUUCUUACGUCAUCUUUGUAUGGUGAUGAAUCCAACUGCUUUCAUGCCAGGAGAUUACAUCUGUUUACAGGGCGACAUCCGAUGUGAGAUGUACGUCAUCCACCAUGGAGUAGCUGAAGCAAUGAAAGUGGAGAAUGGAAAGAAGAUCCCGAUCCGCCUCGUGAUGGAGGGAGAGCACUUCCUUUGUGAGAGCAUCCUCUGCAAGACACGAAGACCUUGUUCACUACGAGCUCGUACAUACGUUGACGUCUUCAGUAUGACUUUGGAAGGUUUACAGAGUGUGUUGAGUUACCACCCAGCUGUACGUCCAAUUAUUCUUGCAAACGCACGUCGUCUUUACCCGGAAGUAAAGUUAUAAGCGCCAUGAGAAUAAUAUGUUUGUUUAAUUUCGUUUUCUUUCGUUAUUUAGCGUUUUUAAAGUUAACAAAUUCCCUGCUAAUACAUUACACUGUAUUUAAAGCUAAAAAUCCCUGUGAAACUGUAUAUUGCUUUAUUGCAAGUUUUUUAAAUUUUUUUUACUCUAGUUAAAAGACUAAAAAGUUGUACAUUCUUGCGCACAAGAAAUAUAUAUUACAUGUUAUGUUACG